AGAAGGUCUUCCUUCCAUGGCCCAGCGGCGGUAGGAGACCUUCGUCUACCCCCUCCAAGAGCCAUGUCGGCUCCGGCGACGCCCAAGCAAGGCGAGAAGCGGCCGUCGCAGCCCUCGCUUCCGGCAACUGCUGGUCCGUUGAUUUCCUUGAGCUUCAUCGACGCCCCUACUCAGCGCGUGUAUGCGGCGAGCAUCUUCGUCGCCUUGCAGACGUACAAGGUCGUCCAAUUGCUCAGCUUCAUCUUCUCGCCCUCGCUUUUCUCGUUGCUGGGCACCUUUGUCCUCAUCGAUCUCGCCUUCGUCGCGGUUGUAUCGAGGUUGAGGAUCCCGAGGCUGGACCUCUCGAGGGCGAAGUGGACCAUCGUCUUCGGUCUCUUGGCGUCCACGGACUGGAUCGUGCUCGGAGGAUGGCGAGUUCUGCUUUCCAGCCUGACUUAUGUCCCGCUCCUGGGAUGGCUGGGCGGCGCGCUCCUGGGGUCUUGGAGCGAUGCCUUCAACCGCCAAGUCGCCAUCAGCGAGCAUCGAGUCAGCAUCCGUGACCUCAUUCGCCCCACCAGCCACAUCUUUGGGCAGCACACCAUUCAUAUCCUGCCUUACAGCACUGCCACGCUGUCGCCCGCCUAUCUAUCCGUGCAGUCUGCCGAUGGCGGAGCGUCUGACGGCAAGGGCAAGCUGGCUUCUUCUUCUUCUUCUUCUUCGUCCUCCUCUUCGACAAGGUCCUCGCCGCUCUCUUCGUGCUUUUGCCUGGACCCCAGUAAUCCAAAAGCAGAGCUGUCGAUUCCUCUUGUCUUCAACAACACCGAGCCCCAGUUUGUCUCGUACAGCGUCACUCCCUUCGACGGGAGCGCCCCCCUGGUCUUCAACGUCACUAUCCCUCGUGGUGCCCUUACCAGGCUUGGGGAGGCCAACAAGGAGUGGCAGCGUGCAAGAGGAGAGGACGAGCUGGAUCUUGAGUUGGAUGAUCUGGAUGAUUAUCAGCAAGCAUCGAGUGGCGGAGGCGCCGGUAAUCGCGGCUCGGAGCUGGUCAGAAGGGACAAGCACCACCAGCAGCAGCAGCAGCAGCAACAGCAGCAGCAUCAGCAGCAACCACAUGCGAAGGCUGGCGCCACCAACGAGGCCACCCUUUUCCACCUGCCCAUCAAAAAUGUGGGCCGUGUACGGCUCGAGCGUGUCUUGGACAAGAACCGCUUCGAUGCGCGCUUGUCCAAGUCCGAGAUCAUGAUUGUCGAGUGUCCGAGCGCCGCUUUCAUCGACGGCACUCGAGCUGCAAGUGCACCCAAGGGUCGAAAGACCGACAUGUGUCCAGGCGACGAAGCCUCCCUCGACGUGCGAGUGCGAGGAUUGGCGCCUCUCAGACUUCACUACACACGUCAAUCGUCAUUACGAAGAGGGAAGGAGCCCUUAUCCAUCUCGCAUAUCUCGAGCCAUCACCAUGCCAGCCCCCUCGUGGCUCCCGAAGGUUCAAGCAUUGAUGCGGCUCAGCACCUCUCUGUCGCACUCCGCGGCGCGCCAAGCAAAGUGGACCAGAGCUUCUCGUGGGCACAGGCCAGAGAUGUCGACUUGCCCCUGACGCUGCAGCUGUCCGGUCCAGGUAUCUACGAGUACGAGCUGGAGAGCGUCAGCGAUGCUUGUGGCAACUCUUUUGAUGCGGUCGCCGCCGCGUCUUCGCCACGCACAAAAUUGACGCCUCAGAGCCGAAGUAGAACGGUCGAGGUGCACCCACGACCCAGUGUGCAGUUGCGAGGCUGCACAAGCGCGGAUCCGAUCAAGCUACUCAAGGGCAAGGGCGCAAAGGAGGUCGAGGUGCAGCUCAACGUCAAUGAUGCUGACGGAGGGCCAUGGUCUGCCCAAGUCCGUUUUGAUGGCGAGGACGCCGCCUCGUCGUGGCGAAAGAAUGUGACAAUCAACAGCUCAGAUAGCCGAGCCAAGCUCCCUAUUGAGAGGCCGGGAACCUACACACUCGAAGGUGUCAACGGUCGCUACUGCGCAGGUGAUGUGGGGGCGCCCUGGAUUUGCUCAGCCGUCGAAGUGCAGCCUCCGACGGCCAUGAUCGAAUUCGACUCGAUUCAGGAUCACUGCGCCGGUCCGGUCGGCGUCAAGGCUCUGGCCGUACUUUCAGGUACACCUCCCUUCCGACUGGCCUACACUGUACAGACGAAAGGAAGAGCCCCCGUGGCCCAAGAGAGAUACAUCGAGAGAACUCGCGACGAGAUCGAAUUUCGACCGAGCCAAGAGGGAGAGGUCACCUAUACCUUCACUGGCCUCUCGGACGCAAAUUACCGAGAGCGCAUCGCCUUGGAUGGACCGAAAUUCACCCAGAGUCUUCAUCCAAUUGCCAAGGCUCGCUUUGCUGGAUCCAGCUCCACUGAUGGCUCUGGCUCACUUGUGGUGCAGAGCUGCGAGGGGGAUCGUGCCCAGGCACAGGUCCUUCUCGAAGGCACAGGACCAUUUGAGCUGGUCUACUCGGUGCGCGACAGCAGCAUUGCCUCCUCAGGUAAAUCGAAAGAUAAGACGAGAAAAUCGAUGGAGCAGCACCGGGUGAAGGACAUCCAAACUGACAGGUACCUGCUCGAUGUUGAGCUGCCGUCUGCGCUGGCGAGGGAAGGUGGCAGGGCAACGAUUUCCCUGGUGAGCAUCAAGGAUGCCAAGGGCUGCGAGCGAGCUUUGACGACCGACGACCUCAACAUCGACGUUCGCCGCACGAGGCCCACAGUGGGUUUCGCUGCAGGUGGGCAACUCGCCACGUCUUCGAUCCUCGAAGGCGGCUCCGUCGAUGUUCCCAUUCGACUGACGGGAGAAGCGCCUUGGAAAGUCAAGUACACUGGGCCUGAAGAGGGUUCCAAAGCCCAAGAGGUCACGGUUCAGAGGCCAGAGGGCAUUCUUCGAUUCAGCCAGGCGGGCAGCUAUAGGAUUGUCGGCGUUACGGAUCGUCACUGUCCAGGCGAGAUCGCCACGGACAAGGCCGCCCACACGGUUUCGGUCCGACCGAGACCUAGCGCCCGCUUCUUACUAGAGUCCAUUCCGGGUUUGUCCAACGAAAGUGCCACCCUGGUCCGACCACCGGUCUGUGUGGGGGUUCCUGACGCCGUCGAGGUUGGUUUGGCCGGCCAAUUCCCCGUUCGCCUUACAUAUAGUCAUCAGCCGCCCAAUGGAAAGUCCAAGCAGUCGGAUACCUUCUCUUCGGCUCAGGACGUGGCGACGAUCCAGCUCGAUACAAGCCGGUGGGGAGAGCACACGUAUGAACUCGAGGACAUUGGUGACGCCAUCUAUCGAGAAAGUGCUCGGCUCAAGGGCGGACGAAUGCUUAAACAACAAGUCCAUCCCCUUCCUCAAGCGAGCUUUUCGAAGGAAAGCCAGAGAGGUGCAGCACAUGGGCAAGCCCUAAUCAAGAAGGGCAGCGGGUCAUCGGCUAAUGGGAAGGGGCAGGACAGACCUACCUUCUGCGUUGGCGACACUCUAUCACAAAAUGGCAAGGGUGAUGGAACUAAUCAGGACAGGAGGUCAUCAUCGAAGGGUGGGGAAACAUCAUCGACCUUGCCCAAGCUCUCGUUGUCCGGAACGCCACCAUUUGAGGUGGAAGUGGCCAUCUAUGACGACGCAUCUUCCAUCACAGCGCCACGCUUCAAGAUCCAUAAGGCUGGUCUGAGUGCCUCCGAGGUUGAACUCGGCUCGCUGAUGGAUCUGGAUGCUUUCACCUUCGACCGGACAGGCAGAUGGAAUGCGGAGGUGGUCCGAGUCAAGGAUGGAAACGGGUGUGAAUUCUCAUACGUGGAUCAGGCUGGGUCAACGGCAGCGCCAGGGAAGCAGGAGGAAGAGGACGAUGGAAUCGUUGCAAGAGCUGGUGGCGCGGUCGGACGGGGCCAGCAACCCUCCCAAGGCGGUGGCUUGGAGAUCGAUGUCGUGGAGACGGCAAGUAUCGUCAGCGUCGGGACGAGGACAGACUAUUGCAUUGGCGAGUCCGUCGAUUACAUCCUUCAAGGUAGACCGCCGUGGAGGGUCAACUACCGAUUCGACGGACGACAGUCGCAAGCCGUCGUGCGAGAUGUUGGCGGACUGUUCUCUCGCGUGGCCGAGCAGGCUGGUGUUCUGGACAUCGAAGAGGUCGCACCAUUCCAACAGGCGAACUACCGCUGUGGCGUCCGCUUCGAAGAAGGGGAGGAGAGAAGACGUCGAUUGCAGAAGGUUGUUCACCCUCUGCCUACGGUCAAGGUGCACGGAGGUAUGCACUUUGUCGAAGAUCUCCGCGAAGGCAGUCAAGCCGAGAUCGUCUUCACGCUCCAAGGCACGCCUCCCUUUGCUUUCACCUACCAAAGGACCCAGCCCGCCGAUACGGUGCGCAGGCCACGGGUGCUCGAGACCCACACAGUGACGGGCAUCGAGACGGACAGGUACAGUCUCUGGACGAGCAAGGAAGGCACGUGGAGUGUCACUUGGCUGCAGGACAGAUGGUGCUCUGUCAGCCUUGACGACGUAGGCAACAUGAAGGGCCAAGGCGUCGGCAGCAACGACGACGGAAGCGGUGGCAGACAGAGACGGAGAUUGACUCGGUGAUCAUACUCUGCCUUAAUGACACAAAUGUAAAAGAACUUCAUAUUUCAUCUAAGUAAUGAUGGGUCGGUGUAUCAGUGUCAUCAGCGAAU
Messenger RNA from Acaromyces ingoldii, 4640 nucleotides. RefSeq lists its product as hypothetical. The record is from RefSeq and is a predicted model, not a curated record. Gene Ontology annotation, cellular component: nuclear pore transmembrane ring. The coding region runs from base 64 to 4551 and encodes 1495 amino acids. Gene Ontology annotation, biological process: protein import into nucleus; nuclear pore organization. Lineage: Eukaryota; Fungi; Basidiomycota; Exobasidiomycetes; Exobasidiales; Cryptobasidiaceae. Gene Ontology annotation, molecular function: structural constituent of nuclear pore. The transcript has 2 exons.